AACGAAACCAGAGCCGCCCUCCUCGCUGCCUGUCAAGGUCGACUUGAAACUUGUUUGCUGGAGUGGAAGCCGCGCUAUUGGAUUAUUGCAGGACUUUGCACGUCGCACAAGCAAGCCUCUAUCCCUCUGCACCUCCUCAGGAGCUUCACCUUAGCCGCUCUUUGUUUUCAGCCAGCCACAUUGGAUGCCAUGAUACCCGUGCCCUGACCAUCACCAUGUGAGAUACUAUAAAGUCUAGUUCGCCGUCGCUUCGCCUAGAAAAUGGAUCGUCUGCUCAUCAACCCAAUCCGGCAUCUGUCUGUUCUCCUUUUGUGAAGAUUUCCUUUCUUGUUCUUUCCCUUCACUUCAUUUCUGUGAAUAGCUUCAAGACGCUCCUUUUCACUCACCCUGCUGUGCAGGUUUCCAUUCUCUCGCCCACCCGGCAAGCUGAUCAUACACUCCUUCAACUCCAAACCUCCGAGGCAUCCACCUGCAACAUGUUUUUCAAGCUCUCUACCGUCAUUGCCUAUGCGGCCCUCGCAGCCGCCAGCCCCAUUGUCCCUUCGCUGAACGAGGAGGCGACCAAGGAGGCCCAGCAGCGCGACAACGGCGCAACUCGGUUCCGCUCCGAUGUCCAGAUCAAGACGUCCAACGGAAACUGCCUCACCAUAGACAAGCUGUCCGGGGACUUCCGCGCGAACCUGACCCCGAUCCAGGUCGCCCCGUGCGGCAGCAAGGACGGGCAGGGCUUCGACAUCAUCACGGCCGGGAAGCACAUUGACCAGCCCAACUCGAUGCUCGUCGUCAGCACCCUGACCCAGGCCUGCUUCAACUUUGACCCCCGCCGCGCCGCAGGGAACCAGGCCCUGCUGUUUUCCUGCGGCGGCCGCGCCGACGGUGGUGGUCAAGCAACGUCCUCGCAGCAGUUCGCCUUUUCCGGCAACGCCGCGUCCCUUACUUUCGAGCCCAACAACGCCAAGGGCACGUGUUUCACCGUGAAGGGCAACGCUCUCGACGUUGCCAACUGCAACGCCGGAGACGCGGGCCAGAAGUUCACCAUCGAGGGUGCCGGCGGCGGCGGCGGCGGUGGCGGCGGCAACAACAACAACAACAACAACAACAACGGCGGCAACGGAGGUGGCAACGGACAGCAGCAGCCGCCAGCGGCGACCUCGUCUUCCAGUGCCGGAAACGGCAGAGGUGCGACCAGGGCGCCGGCGGCCACCACCUCUGUCGGCCGCGCCGGGUCGUCUCCGGCGCCGACCUCGCCGGCUGGGAACGGGGGUGGCAACAACGGCAACAACGGCAACAACAAGGCCAUCCCCAACCCCACCACCCCCGUCCCCGUCUCCCGCGCGGGCGGCACCCUCCAGCCCAGCGCCGCCGCCGAGGCGCAGCAGCGCGACCCCACGGCCCAGCGCUCCUUCACCAACGUGCAGAUCCGCACCGCCGACGGGCGCUGCCUCUCCGUCGACCCCACGGCGGGCGACUUUCGGCAGAACCUGAUCCCCGUCGCCGUCUCCAACACCGGGGGUUGCAACGGAACCCCCAACGAGCGCUUCGACGUGGUCACCUCGGGCCGCCACAACGACGGCCGCCAGGGCGGCAGCCUGCUCGUCAGCUCGCUCAUGGCCGGCUGCGUCAGCGUCGACCCGCGCCGCGCCGCCGGCGACACCGUCACCAUGUUCAGCUGCGGCGGGCGCGCCGACGGCGGCGGCGAGACCAACGCGGGCCAGCUGUUCAAGAUCGAUGCCGCGUCGGCUGCUUCUUUCACCCUGGCCCCGCUGGGGGAGAACGGCAGCGUCUGCGUCGUCGUGGGCAGCAGUGGGAGGCUCGUCACCGGGCCCUGCGCCGGCAAUGCUGGUCAGCGUUUUGAGAUUGUCCAGUAGGUGGAAUUUUUGUAUUUUUUUGGGGAGAAAACUGCCGCGGCUAGCCGGCUUUACUUCACUUCUUACACUGUAUCUUCAUAGGCCUUUUUUUUUCUUUUUACUUUCUUG
Gaeumannomyces tritici R3-111a-1 is the source of this 1976-nucleotide messenger RNA. RefSeq lists its product as hypothetical. Lineage: Eukaryota; Fungi; Ascomycota; Sordariomycetes; Magnaporthales; Magnaporthaceae. The transcript is spliced from 3 exons. The record is from RefSeq and is a predicted model, not a curated record. The coding region runs from base 477 to 1868 and encodes 463 amino acids.